UGUAAUCUCGGUUUUCUGAUGCUUUGGUCUGGCGGCCGCCAUUGCCCCGGUUGGUUACUGUUGUUAGUGUCCGGUGCUGUCCUAACGAAUCUUCAACUUCUCACCCUGCUCUUUCACAUAACGAGGGAUUCCUCGAUUCAGAGACCGUGACAGAGAACCGCACGAAAGGCCCAGGCCCAUCUUGCACACCCAGGCCCAAGACAGGCCGCAAAGGCUCCCAUGAAGUCUGUUUGUCUGUAUCUGGAUGUCAGCUCCUACACCUCAUCCUGAAACCGCGUGCAGACUGUGUCAUGAGGGUAGUUCCCGAGAAGAAUGCGGUCCGUAUCUUAUCUGGCCGAGAGCGAGGAACACAUGCUCGGGGGGCACAGCGUCUCCUGCAGUGUCUAGUGGAGGACAAGACUCGCUUCAUGAAAUGGGAGGGCAAGAAGGUGGAGCUUCCUGACAGCCCUCGUUCUACAUUCCUACUGGCUUUUAGCCCAGACAGGACCCUGCUUGCAUCAACCCAUGUCAACCACAACAUUUAUAUAACAGAAGUGAAGACAGGACGCUGCAUCCAUUCUCUGGUAGGACACAGGCGUACCCCAUGGUGUGUGACCUUUCAUCCCACUAUCCCGGGCCUUAUUGCGUCUGGCUGCCUCGAUGGAGAGGUUCGCAUAUGGGAUUUACAUGGUGGCAGUGAAAGCUGGUUUACUGACAGCAACAACGCCAUCGCUUCCUUGGCCUUUCACCCCACCGUACAACUCCUCCUUAUUGCCACCGCCAAUGAGAUCCACUUUUGGGACUGGAGCAGACGGGAGCCUUUUGCUGUGGUAAAAACAGCCAGCGAGAUGGAGCGUGUACGGUUGGUACGAUUCGACCCCCUUGGGCAUUAUCUUCUAACUGCUAUAGUAAACCCCUCCAACCAGCAGAGUGAUGAAGAAUCAGAGAUACCACUGGACAGUGCAGAAAUUCCCAUAUAUCGCCAGCGCUCCCUACUACAGAAUCAACCAGUGCGCCGGACCCCGCUGCUUCACAACUUCCUGCAUAUGCUAUCGUCCCGUUCCUCUGGUACCCAAGCCGGGGAGCAGCCUCCAGUUCAGGACUCCGCCACCCCAUCGCCUCCCCCUCCCCCCCCUCCUCCUCUCCCUCCCCCAACAACUGAAAGUAACCAGCGCCUCCAUUAUUCUCGAAUGCGUGAGCGGGCACCUGGUGUCAGUGCUCCAUGCUGUCAGGACCCUAGCAUGUUGUGCCUCUGUAUUAGAUGUUCCAGUGCACGGUUGUCCUCUCCACUCUUUCCCCACCCAGAAUCAUCUGGAGCCCCCUCUACCUCUUCAGGGGUCACCUCCACGUCCUUCUCUCCAGUACAGACUGAGCCCUCACAUUCAUCAGAGCGACAACAGCACCAAUCAUCUGCUCAGCAUGAUCAUGGACUUCUGAGCCGCCCCUCUGCCUUCAGUAGCGUGCAUAGCAGCACAGCUGGUAAUACACUGCGUACCCUGAGCCUUGGACCAACGCGACGCUCCCUGACUGGACAGCCUUCCCGCUACCAGCAACCUACUGCUGAUUUAAGUGGCUCAGAAUGGACACGAACAGUGCUAAACUUGGGACCCCGGCCUGAGAUGGAACCCAUGCCCCCUCCACGAACAAGCGCCUCUUCUGUUAGCCUUUUGUCAGUCCUGCGUCAGCAGGAAGGAGAGUCUUCAUCCUCUGUUUACACCUCUGCUACAGAGGGUCGUGGAUUUUCUAGUACUGAUGCAGAGAGCUCAGGAGCUCAGCCACCCAUUCACCCUACAGCUGCUAGGACAGAGCUGCAAUGUGACCUGCGUCGUUUUUUCCUUGAAUAUGACAGACUAAAUGAGUUAGAGUCGGGAGCACAGGGUGCAGCACAGGGACAAGCACAUGAGAUGCUUAACAAUAACCUGGAGCCAGAGCAACCCGGUACGUCCCAUCAAACCAGCCAGGGUCAUGGUGGGGAAAGCAGUUCUAGCCAGCCCAGGGGGCAUAUGAACCGUUGCCGAGCAUGUCAUAAUCUGCUGACCUUUAACAAUGACACCUUGCGCUGGGAAAGGACACCCCCAACUUACCCAGAAGUAGCAGGGACUUCUGCCUGGCAACCAUCCCCCAUCCCUCCUCCAAGCUCAUUCCAGGCUGGUCUAGUUGCAGGUAGCGUAGAGCAACCUGUAGCACCAGGUGUUGAGAGGCCAGAGGUAGGAAACAUGUCAGGCAGUGGCAAUCGGUUGGAAGCUGCUGCCUCUGGGACAACACAGGAGGAAAGGACAGUGGGAGUAGUGUAUAAUCCUGAGACUGGACACUGGGAACGGGUCUACAGCCAACCAGCAUCUGUAAACCGAGCUCCGAAUGUAACCCAAGAGGCCUUACCACAGGAUUUGCCAGAGGAGAGCACUGAAGAAGACUCUCUUAGGAGGUAAGAAAAAUAAAUGUUUCUAUAUGUAAGUGGUAGCUGAUAUCCCACCAGUCUUAUUGUUUGUGGAAUGCUCGUAUAUACAUUAUCACUUAC
Molecule: messenger RNA, 2497 nt
Organism: Bombina bombina (fire-bellied toad)
Lineage: Eukaryota; Metazoa; Chordata; Amphibia; Anura; Bombinatoridae
Product: activating molecule in BECN1-regulated autophagy protein 1
Exons: 8
Coding region: 291-2408 (705 amino acids)
Biological process (GO): autophagy
Cellular component (GO): intracellular membrane-bounded organelle
Molecular function (GO): protein binding
Source: RefSeq, a predicted model, not a curated record